Messenger RNA from Telopea speciosissima, 836 nucleotides. Its product is annotated as probable L-ascorbate peroxidase 4, peroxisomal. Gene Ontology annotation, biological process: response to reactive oxygen species; hydrogen peroxide catabolic process; cellular response to oxidative stress. Bases 65 to 541 code for a protein of 158 amino acids. NCBI's taxonomy places the organism in Eukaryota, Viridiplantae, Streptophyta, Magnoliopsida, Proteales, Proteaceae. The transcript is spliced from 4 exons. Gene Ontology annotation, molecular function: peroxidase activity; heme binding. The record is from RefSeq and is a predicted model, not a curated record.
AUAUGUGUAUAAUGGGGGUCUGUAGAGCACCCAAAAGGAGUCUACCCAUUAUGUUCUUUUGCCGAUGUUGGAUGCAGGUGUACCACAUCUGAGAGACGUGUUUUAUAGGAUGGGUUUGAAUGACAAGGAUAUUGUGGCAUUGUCUGGGGGCCACACAUUGGGAAGGGCACAUCCAGAAAGGUCAGGCUUUGAGGGGCCUUGGACUGAGGAACCCUUGAAAUUUGACAAUUCAUAUUUUGUGGAGCUGCUAAAAGGGGAAACAGAGGGGCUAUUGAAGCUUCCCACGGACAAGGCCCUAUUGGAGGAUCCUGAGUUCCACCGCUAUGUUGAGCUUUAUGCAAAGGAUGAGGAUGCAUUUUUCAAAGGCUAUGCGGAAUCACACAAGAAGCUUUCAGAACUGGGAUUUACUCCAAAGUCAUGUGGUUCCAACGCAGUGGUAAAGACCCAUACCAUAUUGGCGCAAAGCGCAGUUGGAGCUGCAGUUGCUACUGCUGUGGUGGUCCUGAGUUACUUGUAUGAAGCUCACAGAAGAAUCAAGUAAAUCAAAACUGGUUUGCUGUCUCAGUGCAUUGUUUGCACAUGUUAGGCAUCCCAUUCUAUAAUCAGUUGAAUGACACUCAUGUCUGCAAAAUCGGAAACUGAUUAUUCUAUUUUCUAUUUGCUAAUCGGGCUUCAGCUUGCCUGUAACUAAUUUGUGACUGCAUAGUGUCUAAGUGGGAUAUUAGACCCGCCAGCUAGUAAAAGCUACAAUUGAACUUUUCAUCUGGGUUUCAAAGAAUGUAAUCCAUAUUAUAAAAGCUGUACUCUUAGCAUUCUGCUGUAGGAAAUUGAUAGAA